This is a messenger RNA of Lycium ferocissimum, 576 nucleotides long. RefSeq lists its product as uncharacterized. NCBI's taxonomy places the organism in Eukaryota, Viridiplantae, Streptophyta, Magnoliopsida, Solanales, Solanaceae. The record is from RefSeq and is a predicted model, not a curated record. Bases 1 to 576 code for a protein of 191 amino acids. The transcript has 2 exons.
AUGGUGGUUCUCGUUACUGACAAAGGACUUAAUGACCCUGAAAAAGGUAGUGUCAAGCGCCAAACAACACUCAAAACUCCCAUUGGAACUUCACCUAACCAGUUGGUUUUUGGUAAGGCGUGCCAUUUGCCAGUAGAGAUCGAACACAAAGCCAUGUGGGCAUUGAAGAAGCUGAAUCUGGAUUGGGAUGAGGCAACCAAGCUUCGGUUGUUUCAACUAAAUGAGAUGGAUGAAUUUCGGUACCAAGCAUAUGAGAGUGCAACCUUGUACAAGGAGAGGAUGAAGAAUUAUCAUCAUAAAAAGAUCCUAAAGCGGGAUUUCCAACCCAAUGAUGAGAUCUUGUUGUUCAAUUCAAGGUUAAAGCUUUUCCCGGGAAAACUGAAAUCCAAUUGGUCUAGGCCUUUCAAAGUAGUAAGUGCUUCACCCUAUGGGAGAAUUGAAUUGGAUUCCGAAGAUGGGACUCGAACCUUUAAAGUGAAUGUCCAAAGGGUGAAGCAUUAUCAUGAUUAUGUCGCUGGUGACCGAAUUGUUAAUAGGCACAGUUUGAAACAAGGAUCCUCGCCUGACCCCAUGUGA